UACUAGUCGAUUUUUACAGAGUAGUUCGAAUCUAGUUGUUGGCGAAGUUGAUUUGUAGUCACGCCCUGGAGCAUAUAUGAGCCAUUCAAUAGAAGGUCGUUAUGUUACUCGUACUUGGUAUAAUUUCAUCGUAAAACGACUAUCGUCUCGCGAACAUAUCGAGACGAUAGGGUCGCGCGCGAUCAUAAUACUUAAUAAUAACAAUGAAUAAUAACAACGACUAGAAAAGAAACAACAAACAUGUACCCGGAGGAGAUCCGUCAUGCUUGGUCUGUGUAUUUGCGCGAUCUCGGACUGUGGAGUGCCGGACAGCGCGUUGAGGAUGUACGUGCGGGCGUUCGCACCGUAGCCUUUUUUCUGCGAGCUAUCGGCAUCGUCUCAGUCGGGCCGCACGUUUCGUCCACUAGUGUUAGUACUUCACGGGAUGUUCAUCUCGAGAAUCGUGCGCAUGGCAGGAACAAAGGGAGCAGGAGCAACUCAUCUCCAGUUCGGUUUACAAGCGGGUCCACGUUUGAGGAGGUAACUUCAUCCCCCGUGAAGUUUUUCCAACACGAUCGCAACUUGUUAAUGUACCUUUAUCUGGAGAGCAAGCAGCGAACGGGCUCCGGAAACGAGGAAGGCCAUUUUGCAUUAAGGAUUGGAACAUGCAUCUGUAGUUUUUAUCAAGCCUGCUGAGAUGAAGGUGGUGGAAAAGGAGCUGUAUCCCUACUAUCUAUAGUAGAAAGAUGUAUAGGGGCAACUCUCAAUCUCUUUCUCUACUAGUACAGCUAUAGUAGAUAUAGAUCUCAACAUAGGAGCAACUCUCAUCAAUCUCAACAACACGACGCUCUAAUUCUCGCCGACGACGUGGUGGAGAUCGUAGAAGCCUUGACGAAUUCGGAAGUGGAGCGCGUGCGCGUUGGUGCGGCGCUCUCGCGCAUGCCGUCCAAGGGAGCGUUCCUAGAUACGGCGCGUUCGAUAGGAUUGUUGCCAGGCCUCAAAUUGGCUAAUGCAGAAAUGGAAUUUUUAUCGUUUUUACUCGAGCAAAAGGAAGAGCCUGGAAAAACCGACGCAGCAGGGAAAGAAGAAAAGUCCUGCUCUGCCAGCAAGGAAAUAUUCUCAAGCUCAGGACAACAGAAAAACACAAUGCAAUCGAGGACGAAGAAAGAUGAUGAAUCGUUUGCAGCUAUGCUGAAGUACCUCGGUUAUCACUGACCAUAAUGUCGACGGGUCUUGUCAACGGCUACUUUUCAGUACUCGCUGAUUGGUGCAGAUUUCUCGGAAAGUGCAC
Messenger RNA from Amoebophrya sp. A25, 1270 nucleotides. The record is from the annotation of a GenBank genome assembly. Lineage: Eukaryota; Dinophyceae; Syndiniales; Amoebophryaceae.